AUGACAUCCCCCAAGGAACAAAAGCACCACUUCAUCCCUCGGUUUAUACUGAGAAAGUUCGCUCCGGCGGACCAGCCCCCCGCAUGGCCAGCUGCUUCGUCCAAACGAAAGCCUCGCGGUCGCGACUUCCUCGUCAAUAAGAUCGAUCUGGAGAGCUCAAUCCUAACCCAGCGCCCGGUGUCAACGGAGUUUGCUCUCGUCGACAUGUACCGAGACCCCGGCUUCGACGAAAACCCAUACCACCUGGAAGAGAAGCUGUCGCGACUCGAAAGCAAAGCCAGUGAUAUCAUUAACAAAGCAGCUGAAACAUUUGCACGUACACCUGUCCUUAGCUUAAAACGUCCUGAAGUCGACACUCUUCGGAAGUUCCUCUUUCUCAUGAAAUAUCGGAAUGGCGGGAUGUUUGAGCGGUAUAACUAUGAUGACGCCCAGGACUAUGAUUCUGACGAUCGACCGCGAAUGCUACAGUACAUGGUCGCGAAAGGAUUCUCGAAGCCACGGGACGUGUGGUUUGACAAUUUGCGGCACAUGCUGGAUCUCGAGAUGGAUCCUCACAGAAACUGGAGAUGGACGUUGCAGGGGCAGAUCUAUCCCGAUGACGCGUUGAUGUUUGAGUUCCACCUCCUGCACAGUUACAUGGCGUUCUGCCAACCCGCAAAUGGCGAUGAAGAGUUCCUUCUCACGGAAAAUGCAUUCGGGGUAUUUGAAGGCCCUUCUUCGGAGCGGCAUGACAUCCUGGCCGGGAAGAAGCAGGCGGUUGCCUAUACGGAGUAUCACAACUUCGCCCCACUGGCCCCUCGCCUUAUCAUUAUACUGAGAAGUGGUAUACUGCCAUUUCCAGGGGACAGCGGUAAUUAUACAGAGAUUCGCCAAUCAUUCGCAGCAGCACUCAAAUCGGCCCACAUACACCCGGACCAGGCAGGAUCAGUCUUGGAAGACCUCCCCGUUCGACCGUGCAAGAAAAUAUACCACAGUCCACAUAUUGACUCUCCCGCCUCGUUCAAUGCGAAUGACGAGUUCAAGUUUCUGUGCUUCAAGCUUUCUACCUCCCAUAUCUCCAUUAUUAACAAUAUUUUCCUCGAGGAAGCGUAUCAGACCUCCUCGAUUGUGUAUCACUCACGAACUGCCCUUCAAGCCGCUAUCGAAAGGUACUUUGUCGACGACAGACCUGGACUGAAACAGGUCAUCGACAUAUUCGAGGACAGGAGGCGUCUGUACUUGCGCACCUUGGAGCUGAUACUCCGCACCCUGGGAGGCUCUGCCACAUGCAAGAUCAAGUCGUUCGGUCUUGCAGAUGCGACGGUGCGCAUCCAUAUGGCACUCAACGUCGGCCGCCUAGUCGGAGUCCAAAUUCUCCGUAGUCAACAACCACCUGGGUCCCUACCCCGAGAAUAUAUCCUUCUGAAGCCAGGUUCAAGCGUGGAAGGAUUCCGGUACGACCUCGACCAGGCAAGUCGCCUCGUAAUGCUAAAGGCAAAACUCGACGGCGCCCUAAACAGAUCAGGUCUAUCCGAGGCGGAGAGGUCCACUGUGCGGGUCCAAGUCCAUGACUUCCUCAUGUCCUUCCCUUUGGAAAGGCUAUGGUUCUUCUUUAAGAUUGUGCGAAAUCUGAGGCAUUGCGACAUGGAUGAUAUCUCGACUCGUAUGCCAGACCUCGAGCUCACUGGACCGGAGGAUGUGUUUAUUCAGAAUGCUGCUGAUAAACUUGUUUGUGUCUCCACCUACAGCUAUUGCACAUUUCCGACCGGGUAUGAAGGAUAUACUUGGGCGAGCCCUGUAUAG
Messenger RNA from Aspergillus calidoustus, 1782 nucleotides. The record is from the annotation of a GenBank genome assembly. NCBI's taxonomy places the organism in Eukaryota, Fungi, Ascomycota, Eurotiomycetes, Eurotiales, Aspergillaceae.